AUGGUUAUUCUCACGCUGCCCACCAUCCUCACCCUGGUUCGUGUGGCCGCCGUGCCGGCCCUGGUGGCGGCCUGGUACUCGGCAGCGCCCUGGGCCGGCGCCGCGUGCACCGCCCUGUUUUUGGGCGCCUCGCUCACCGACUGGCUGGACGGCUACCUGGCGCGCAAGCUGAAAGCCGCCUCCGCCUUUGGCGCCUUCCUGGACCCUGUGGCCGACAAGCUGAUGGUGGCGACAGUCAUGAUCCUGCUCAGCACGCGCCCCCUGCCGCUGGGCCUCAUGGCCGGCAACACCUGGGUCGUGCCGCUGCUCACAUGCGUGGUGAUUGGGCGGGAGAUCACGAUGAGCGCGCUGCGCGAGUGGGCGGCGGCGCUGGGCCCCGAGGCGCACUCUGCCGUGGCUGUCAGCUGGGUGGGCAAGUGGAAGACCGCCGCACAGAUGGCCAGCCUGGCGCUGCUGCUGGCGGCGCACCAGGGCGCGGCCGCCGCGGCGGGCGGCGCCGGCGUGGCAGUGCCACCCACGCUGCUGCGGGCCGCGGGCGCCGGCGGCCUGCCGCUGCUGGUUGUGGCCACAGUGUUGACGGUCUGGAGCCUGGCGCUCUACUUUGCCGGCCUGUGGCGCUUCUUUUGA
Messenger RNA from Chlorella variabilis, 627 nucleotides. RefSeq lists its product as hypothetical. Gene Ontology annotation, cellular component: membrane. NCBI's taxonomy places the organism in Eukaryota, Viridiplantae, Chlorophyta, Trebouxiophyceae, Chlorellales, Chlorellaceae. The record is from RefSeq and is a predicted model, not a curated record. Gene Ontology annotation, biological process: glycerophospholipid biosynthetic process. Bases 1 to 627 code for a protein of 208 amino acids. Gene Ontology annotation, molecular function: CDP-diacylglycerol-glycerol-3-phosphate 3-phosphatidyltransferase activity. The transcript has 4 exons.